Messenger RNA from Coregonus sp. 'balchen', 17374 nucleotides. NCBI's taxonomy places the organism in Eukaryota, Metazoa, Chordata, Actinopteri, Salmoniformes, Salmonidae. The record is from the annotation of a GenBank genome assembly.
AUGGGAAAGAGGAGGAUUAGGAACGCAAGUAAAUAUUUAAAAGACCAACUGCAUGUCCCACUAACUAUCUUAGCCAUUCAACAUAGGAGAUACAGAGGGUCUUAUCCAGUCAACAUAGGAGUUACAGAGGGUCUUAUCCAGUCAACAUAGGAGUUACAGAGGGUCUUAUCCAGUCAACAUAGGAGUUACAGAGGGUCUUAUCCAGUCAACAUAGGAGUUACAGAGGGUCUUAUCCAGUCAACAUAGGAGUUACAGAGGGUCUUAUCCAGUCAACAUAGGAGUUACAGAGGGUCUUAUCCAGUCAACAUAGGAGUUACAGAGGGUCUUAUCCAGUCAACAUAGGAGUUACAGAGGGUCUUAUCCAGUCAACAUAGGAGUUACAGAGGGUCUUAUCCAGUCAACAUAGGAGUUAGAGGGUCUUAUCCAGUCAACACAGGAGUUACAGAGGGUCUUAUCCAGUCAACAUAGGAGUUACAGAGGGUCUUAUCCAGUCAACAUAGGAGUUACAGAGGGUCUUAUCCAGUCAACACAGGAGUUACAGAGGGUCUUAUCCAGUCAUAGGAGUUACAGAGGGUCUUAUCCAGUCAACAUAGGAGAUACAUAGGGUCUUAUCCAGUCAACAUAGGAGAUACAUAGGGUCUUAUCCAGUCAACAUAGGAGAUACAGAGGGUCUUAUCCAGUCAACAUAGGAGAUACAUAGGGUCUUAUCCAGUCAACACAGGAGUUACAGAGGGUCUUAUCCAGUCAACACAGGAGUUACAGAGGGUCUUAUCCAGUCAACAUAUCAGAUCUUUACCUGCUCCAAAGCCUGAUGGUGCUGAGGACCCAAAGCCGGUAACUGGUGUCGACCCAAAACCUCCAGACGCUGCCUGUGGUGCUGGGUUGUCCAGCUCUGCAAGCUGGGAGAGAGGAGAUCGGAUUACUCAGCAAAAAAAAGAAAUGUCCCCUCACUGUCAACUGCGUUUAUUUUCAGCAAACUUAACAUGUGUAAAUAUUUGUAUGAACAUAACAAGAUUCAACAACUGAGACAAACUGAACUAGUUCCACAGACAUGUGACGAACAGAAAUUGAAUAAUGUGUCCCUGAAUAAAGGGGUGGUCAAAAUCAAAAGUAACAGUCAGUAUCUGGUGUGGCCACCAGCUGCAUUAAGUACUGCAGUGCAUCUCCUCCUCAUGGACUGCACCCUAUUUGCCAGUUCUUGCUGUGAGAUGUUACCCCACUCUUCCACCAAGGCACCUGCAACUUCCCUGACAUUUCUGGGGGGAAUGGCCCUAGCCCUCACCCUCGAUCCAACAGGUCCCAGACGUGCUCAAUGGGAUUGAGAUCCGGGCUCUUCGCUGGCCAUGGCAGAACACUGACAUUCCUGUCUUGCAGGAAAUCACGCACAGAACGAGCAGUAUAGCUGGUGGCAUUGUCAUGCUGGAGGGUCAUGUCAGGAUGAGCCUGCAGGAAGGGUACCACAUGAGGGAGGAGGAUGUCUUCCCUGUAACACACAGCGUUGAGAUUGCCUGCAAUGACAACAAGCUCAGUCCGAUGAUGCUGUGACACACCGCCCCAGACCAUGACGGACCCUCCACCUCCAAAUCGAUCCCGCUCCAGAGUACAGGCCUCGGUGUAACGCUCAUUCCUUCGACAAACGCGAAUCCGACCAUCACCCCCGGUGAGACAAAACCGCAACUCGUCAGUGUAGAGCACUUUUUGCCAGUCCUGUCUGGUCCAGUGACGGAGGGUUUGUGUCCAUAGGCGACGUUGUUGCCAUUGAUGUCUGGUGAGGACCUGCCUUACAACAGGCCUACAAGCCCUCAGUCCAGCCUCUCUCAGCCUAUUGCGGACAGUCUGAGCACUGAUGGAGGGAUUGUACGUUCCUGGUGUAACUCGGGCAGUUGUUCUUGCCAUCCUGUACCUGUCCCACAGGUGUGAUGUUCGGAUGUACCGAUCCUGUGCAGGUGUUGUUACACAUGGUCUGCCACUGCGAGGACGAUCAGCUGUCCGUCCUGUCUCCCUGUAGCGCCGUCUUAGGCGUCUCACAGUAUGGACAUUGCAAUUUAUUGCCCUGGCCAGAUGAGCAGGGACCCUGGGCAUCUUUCUUUUGGUGUUUUUCAGUCAGUAGAAAGGCAUCUUUAGUGUCCUAAGUUUUCAUAACUGUGACCUUAAUUGCCUACCGUCUGUAAGCUGUUAGUGUCUUAACGACCAUUCCACAGGUGCAUGUUCAUUAAUUGUUUAUGGUUCAUUGAACAAGCAUGGGAAACAGUGUUUAAACCCUUUACAAUUAAGAUCUGUGAAGUUAUUUGGAUUUUUACAAAUUAUCUUUGAAAGACAGGGUCCUGAAAAAGGGACGUUUCUUUUUUUGCUGAAUUUAUAUGGCUUUCUAUUUUUCUUGUCGUAUUACUACAGAAAGAAGUGUGUGUGUGUGUGUGUGUGUGUGUGUGUGUCACCAUAGCGACUCUGGUGUUGCCGCUCAUAGCCCUCAGCUCCUGGACUCUGCUUCUCCAUUGGUUGACCAGCUGAUUGAUGACGUUAGCCUACAGACACAAGGAAGGCUGCUGUUAGUACUGAUUGAAAUUCAUUUCUCAGCAAAUAAAAAAGACAUACAGACAACAUGGAUGUAAUGGCAAUAUUCUCUGGAAUCACUGUCCUUAAGUUAGAAGCAAUUAAUUUAACCCCCUAAACUUCGCACUGCGGCUGCUCCAGCCUCUCCUACAUCACGUGUGUGUAUAUCCGAGGGGUUGGGUAAAAGCAGAAGAGAAAAUGUCUGUCUCAUAUGGAUCAAUAAAGUAUUCUUCUUCAUUACAUUGAAUCCCAGUGCAGAUGGCUUCAUGUUAUACUUUGUUAAUGCAGAUAAAGGGAUAUGCAUGUGAUUCUACUCACAUAUCCCUGCAGGUCUCCAGACGGCUUGGCGUUGUAAUACUCCAGUCUCAGCUCCUCUGGAGAGAGCUCUGUAAACCCUGCACAGAGGAGAAGAUAGGGUUCAAUGCCAUCCAGUUAAAAAUCACAGCCAAUCUAAUAUAGCCUACUACUACAUCGAGAUCUAUCCAAGAUGUUCCUUCCAUCCCAACUGAGGUAAUGGUUAACCAAACAACUGUGAGUGUGUGGCAGUGAGAAACUAACCGGACCAUUCUAUAGAGCAGGGUUCUUCAAUUCCGGUCCUGAAAGGGCCGAGGCACCUCUGUUUUUCAUCCUCUCCUUCUAAUCAGGGGCUAAUUCAGACCUGGGACACCAGGUGAUUGCAAUUAACUACCAGGUAGAAAUAAAAAACAGAAGUGUUUCGGCCCUCCAGGACCGGAAUUGAAGAACCCUGCUAUAGAGGGACAGACCAAAGCUAAGAAGUUCUCUUACCUGAGAUGGUUGCUUUGAGGACAGAGUAACAGGAGAAAAGCCACUGGCCUGAAGUCUCCCAGAUCUCCAUAUCCUUCUGGAUGGUCUCCCUGGUGAGGAGAGAAGACAUUCUAAUAACUGGCUAUUACAUUGACAGACUACUUUGUCCGGGACUAAUUGUGUGUGUGUGUGUGUCAAUUCUGAAUAGCAUUGAGGAAACUGUUUCCACCCGAGCAGUCACUGGACUUACAGGUGUUUCUCAUUGUCAUCUUCUUCCCUCCCAGCCUUGUCGAAGCUGCUUUGAGUGUUUAAGGCAGAAAAUCUGUUUUGGUUUGGAGAGGAGGCUGCGAAACUGAAGUUGGAGCUCUUGACUUGGGUGUCCCUUCCUCCUCCUCCUCCUCCUCCUGGACCCCAGUUGUUGCCCCCACCUCCCCCUCCUCUUCCUCCCCCUCCCCCCCAGUCAUCCCCACCCUGCUGGGAGGAGAAGGACGACGGCUGGACGUAGUUUCCUCCUCCAGACCUCUGAGCUGGGUUCACCCACACUCUGUUCCCAAACCCUGAAAACAGGACAUUCAAGGAUUAGACUACCUAAAUAUUGGAUGGGAGAAAUGUGUUGCUAGGCUGCAUGACGUGAUGACCCACUUUCAAUUAAUUGGCUUGAAUAGCCCAUUUGUUGUUGUUUUACUACAUAACCUUUGCUUAAGGUUUACUGCAAGAGUAAUCUCAACAGCCCAGAGCCAAACCUUACCAGAAGAUUUACAGCCCAGAGCCAAUCCUUGCCUGAAGGUUUACAGCCCAGAGCCAAACCAUACCAGAAGGUUUACAGCCCAGAGCCAAACCUUACCAGAAGAUUUACAGCCCAGAGCCAAUCCUGCCUGAAGGUUUACAGCCCAGAGCCAAACCUUACCAGAAGGUUUACAGCCCAGAGCCAAACCUUACCAGAAGGUUUGCAGCCCAGAGCCAAACUGCCUGAAGGUUUACAGCCCAGAGCCAAACCUUACCAGAAGGUUUACAGCCCAGAGCCAAACCUUACCAGAAGGUUUGCAGCCCAGAGCCAAACCUGCCUGAAGGUUUACAGCCCAGAGCCAAACCUGCCUGAAGGUUUACAGCCCAGAGCCAAACCUUACCAGAAGGUUUACAGCCCAGAGUCAAACCUGCCUGAAGGUUUACAGCCCAGAGUCAAACCUGCCUGAAGGUUUACAGCCCAGAGCCAAACCUGCCUGAAGGCUCUGACCAGCUACUGGAUGUGGUUCUGGGGGAGAGUCAACACCCCUCCUCUGCAAUCUGACCGCCCAAAAUACCCCCCCCCCCCCCUUCCGAAAUUCAAAAGACGGUGCAACCCCGCGAUAUCGUGAUUGGUCCAAAUAAAUCAGUGAAGCAAAUAGGUACACAUUUUCCACAUAACCAUUCUCUAAUCUCACGGCCGUAACAUUUUGUAACGGAGGUAUCAAGCAGAGACUACUAGAAAGAGAAGUAGCUAGCUAGGCUAAGAAGGAAACAAACAAACAAACGUGUUGUAGCCGAGGUUGUAGCUAUUAGCUACAACGAUGACUUGGCUAUCGCUAGUGAUGUGAAAACCGAGGCUUUCUUAACCCUUUGGGGCUUUUACCAAAUUGUGCCGGAAAAAAAAAAACGAUUCAAUACGCUGAGAUUUUAACACAGUGCACAUUAGAGACAUCUGCUGGUCAGCAAUAAAUAUCAGCACGCUUGAUGUUUAUAUAGACUUGGAUGGGUAUGAGUGUUGGUUAGACUGUUAGAAUCCUCCUUACCUUUUUGCCUCCAGGUUCACAAUUCAAAAACGGUGAAUCCGUGGUAUUAUUUAGGAUGCUGAAGACAAAAGAUUAUCAUAGGCUACACUAAAUAAAAUAAAUUAUUUGAACAACAAUGCCAAUGGGAAAAUAGUGUGGUUUCACAGAAAAUAAUUUUUCAACCAUAGACAGGAUUUGAUAUUGUGCCUAUGCUGGUGCCUGAGCCUAAAUCCCUGUCCCUGUCGGUUGAGCUACCGUUCAGGUGCUACACACUGGAAACAUCUACAUUUGAGGUUGGUGUGUGAAAGCAACUUUGCAUCAAAGAAAGCACUGGCACCAAGGCGAAAUCAGUGGGAUCUCGCAUUUUGCAACACACGGUUUGAAAAAGCACUUGAUCAAAAUGAAGCUUUGGGGGUCAUUGAUGACGUGGUAAUGCUACUUUGAAACCAUCUAUGCUUUGAAACGAGCAACCUAGAUUUUUUUUAACAAACAAAACAUUUAUAAAAGACAGUGGCUCCAUUGCAUGAUUAAGGAUGUUAAAUAAAUAAAAAUAUACAGCCUACGCUUAUCGAAACUCAAUUUCACAGGUUAGAAAUACAAUGUAGCCAGUGUUUUAAAGAAAACGUAACAAAAAGGUGGCUUAGAAGGUGAAAUAUCUAGAUAAAACCAAAAAGCUUCCAGCAGAUGUCGGCGCUUGUCAGUUAAGGGAUUUUGGAUUGUAAUGGUGACAGAACUACGUGAGUUUGUAUUUUGAAUUUUGUGGUCGCACACUGAGAUGUUGUUGUUGUUGCAAGUACGAUUCGCAAAUGUGUAAUUUUAAUUUUGCAAGCUUGUAUAAUGAUGUGUGAAAGAUUUAACAACGGUCGCAAACUUGUAACUUGACAUUUGAAUAUAUUAAACAAGAUUUGCAAGCAUAAUUUAUUUUCAGAAUUAUUACAAAUCCAUUUACGAGUAUGAAUAUUCUGCUGUGAAUCAAAAAUAAACUUGCAAAUUUUGACUCUGCACACACUGAGUUCAGUCACUGUUGUCACGUUACCAAGAGAUUCGUAAGCUUGUAGAAAGUUUUGUACAUUUGUAGAAAGAGAUUCACAAGUAAAAAUGAGAUUCAAAAUUGCCAUAGAUAAAAUGCAAUUGUGUUCGAUGUCCGUGGCUUAUGCCUGCCUGCCCAUACCAUAACCCCACCGCCACCAUGGGGCACUGUGUUCACAACUCUGACAUCAGCAAACCGCUCGCCCACACGACACCGUACACGCGGACUGCGGUUGUGAUACCGGUUGGACAUACUGCAAAAAUCUCUAAAACAAACAUUGAGGCGGCUUUAAAAAAUGAACGUUAAAUUCUCUGGUAACAGCUCUGGUGGACAUUUCUGCUGUCAGCAUCCCGAUUACACACUCCCUCAAAACUUGAGACAAAUGUGGAAUUGUGUUGUGUGACGAAACAGCAAUUUUUAAAAGUGGCCUUUAAUUGUCACCAGCACAAGGUGCACCUGUGUAAUGAUCAUGCUGUUUAAAUCAGCUUCUUGAUAUGCCACACUUGUCAGGUGGAUGGAUUAUCUUGGCAAAGGAGAAUUGCUCACUAACAAAUUUGUUAGAACACAAAAGCUGCCAGACCACCACAGGACCCUAGAGGUAUUACAGUCAAUGAUCACUGGAAAGCAGUAAGCUGACAGAACACCACAGGACCCUAGAGGCAUUACAGUCAAUGAUCACUGGAAAGCAGUAAGCUGACAGAACACCACAGGACCCUAGAGGUAUUACAGUCAAUGAUCACUGGAAAGCAGUAAACUGCCAGAACACCACAGGACCCUAGAGGUAUUACAGUCAAUGAUCACUGGAAAGCAGUAAACUGCCAGAACACCACAGGACCCUAGAGGCAUUACAGUCAAUGAUCACUGGAAAGCAGUAAACUGCCAGAACACCACAGGACCCUAGAGGUAUUACAGUCAAUGAUCACUGGAAAGCAGUAAACUGCCAGAACACCACAGGACCCUAGAGGUAUUACAGUCAAUGAUCACUGGAAAGCAGUAAACUGCCAGAACACCACAGGACCCUAGAGGCAUUACAGUCAAUGAUCACUGGAAAGCAGUAAACUGCCAGAACACCACAGGACCCUAGAGGUAUUACAGUCAAUGAUCACUGGAAAGCAGUAAACUGCCAGAACACCACAGGACCCUAGAGGCAUUACAGUCAAUGAUCACUGGAAAGCAGUAAACUGACAGAACACCACAGGACCCUAGAGGCAUUAUGCAUAUUGUAUGUGAAUUGCCCAUUUAUAUCAAUGACACUAAUAAAAUGGUUGGAUUGUUCAGCAACAUGUGCAGUACAUGCUAACACGGCUUUGGUGAUGAAAGGAACAUGUCAUUUAUUGUCAUCUCCCCAUCAGGCCACUGUAUGCUGUGACAAGGACCUGGAUGGUGACAUCAUCUGCUUCAAGCUGCCUGCCUGAAUACUGGGGGCCUUCAGUGGUACCUUCGCUUUGAUUACAGCUAGUCUCCUCUCUGUCUCAUAGCCAUUUAACAGGUACUGUAUGUAACCAGUCAUUCAUACAAACUGCUACGAACACAACAACUGACUUGUAUUCACUUGUCCCUGGCUGUGUGUAGACUGGCAGCCCAAUUCUGAUCUAUUUUCCACUAAUGCCAUCUUUUGACCAAUCUCAUCAGAUCAUGAUUCAGAGCUGAUCUCAUUGGUCAAAAGACCAAUUAGUGAAAAGAUCAAACUUAGACUACGUGUCUAAACGCAGCUGUUCUUCAGUCUUGUCUGGGAUAUAUACAGUAUUUUAGUCAGCACACCUGUGCGAUGUCCUUUUAAUACUGGUCUAAGGCACUGCAUCGCAGCUGUUCUUCAGUCUUGUCUGGGAUAUAUACAGUAUCUUAGUCAGCACACCUGUGCGAUGUCCUUUUAAUACUGGUCUAAGGCACUGCAUCGCAGCUGUUCUUCAGUCUUGUCUGGGAUAUAUACAGUAUUUUAGUCAGCACACCUGUGCGAUGUCCUUUUAAUACUGGUCUAAGGCACUGCAUCGCAGCUGUUCUUCAGUCUUGUCUGGGAUAUAUACAGUAUCUUAGUCAGCACACCUGUGCGAUGUCCUUUUAAUACUGGUCUAAGGCACUGAAUCGCAGCUGUGCCACUAGAGAUCCUGGUUCGAAUCCAGGCUCUGUCGUAGCCGGCCGCGACCGGGAGACCAAUGGGGCGGCGCACAAUUGGCCCAGCGUCGUCCAGGGUAGGGGAGGGAAUGGCCGGCAGGGAUGUAGCUCAGUUGGUAGAGCAUGGUGUUUGCAACGCCAGGGUUGUGGGUUCGAUUCCCACGGGGGGCCAGUAUGAAAAAAAAUAUUUUAAAAAAAUAAUAAUAAAUGUGUGCACUAACUGUAAGUCGCUCUGGAUAAGAGCAUCUGCUAAAUGACUAAAAUGUAAAUGUAAAUACAUUAAUAAAAAUGUAUUCACCCUGGAUAUGAGACUUAACAUUGAUUUUAGACCUUUUUGAAAUCACAAGCUCGAAGUGUUGUCUUGAUGGAGAAAGUCUGCAUGUUGUCAGAUGUUUAAGUAGUUAGUAAAAAUCAAAAAGAACAUGCUAAGAAAGUUAUUGUUUUGUAACCUAUAAAAAAAAAAAAAAAGAGUAGUUUAUAAAAAAACUUUAUUGCAUUUGGUGGUCAUCCCCUAAAUGUUACAAUUCAAAGCCUUGAUAGUUGCAUCCUUCCUCAGGGAACUGUCUGCUGUCAGCUGACAACAUGGUGGCAGGUUUUUUGAUGUGCUGCUCUAGAGGUCCACGGCCCAGCAGACUCACCUGGGAAUAGGGGGACGGACACGUUAGUUUUGACAAAAGUCUGGGAGACUUUUAGAGAGAGGAGCCUAAAAGUCUCCCAAUGUAUGAGUUUGAGUGAGUACAGUAAAUCAGUGGCCCUUCAUAAUAUGCUAUGUGUCAUCACACAGACAGACUGCCAUAGUGAAGGACGUUUACAUCUGUGCUCUGGAGAGAUCGUAGGUAGUUGGUCUUGGAAUAUUCUGUCUCUGUAGCACAUUGUACAAUUUACAUUUUAGUCAUUUAGCAGACGCUCUUAUCCAGAGCGACUUACAGUUAGUGAGUGCAUACAUAAUUUAUUUAAUUUUUCAUACUCCCCGUGAGAAUCGAACCCACAACCCUGGCGUUGCAAACGCCAUGCUCUACCAACUGAGCUACAUCCCUGCCUGCCAUUCCCUCCCCUACCCUGGACGACGCUGGGCCAAUUGUGCACCGCCCCAUGGGUCUCCCGGUCGCGGCCGGCUACGACAGAGCCUGGAUUCGAACCAGGAUCUCUAGUGGCACAGCUAUCACUGCAAUGCAGUGCCUUAGACCACUGCGCCACUCGGGACCACUGGGACCACAUGUAGAGAGAUGGAUAGAUGUACUGAAUGCUCUUGAAAGAAAGAGAGCCAGAGAGUUAACAUUUACAUAGUUGAUUAUUGAGGAGGGCCUUCCAAACCAGACAAAUGGAUGCGUGAAAGACGCAGCAACUCAACGGUUUUCAAUGGGAGGAGUGUGUUGUGUUGUGCUGUCCGUCAGAAAAGUUGCAAUCCAUCAACCAAUUAAAAAACGUAAAACAGCGUUUUCACCCACCAAACAGCUGCGUUGGACAUGCGUUUUAGUUUGAAGGCAGCCUUCCUCUGUGGUUCAAGGUGUAUCUUCAUGUCUGUGACUUUCGCUCUCACCCCUUUACCUCCCAUUGGCCCAGGGCCUUCUGCAAAACUCUCCAAUCACAGUAUCUCUGACAGGGAGUUACUACAGGAGAAGACAGGGCUUCUCCACUCCUCAUAUGGGUAGAGUAUUAGUUACAGUAUACAUAUGAAAAUAAAUAUGCAUGACUUACUGACAUGGAGUGCUCCAUGUUCCUGUUGGUAGCAGGCCUCAACCUGGAUGCAGGGAAAUGUCCUGCCUUGGGAGUAUUGUUGUAUUCAUCUCCACCAGGCGCCUUGAAAUCAUGACAAACCUGCAUAGAUUAAGAAAAUAAAAUGGUAACUGUAUUAUUUUCUAGAAACCUAGCUAAACUGCAGUGAUGAUGGUGGGAGUUAGCUAGCUAGCUAGCUAUCCCCCCAGCAGUUUCAAUUUAGAAAGCUAUCUAGCUAGCUAAUGGCAUAUAUAAACUUUAUCAAAUCAGAUGGUUAACUAGCAAAUAUAUUCAUUUUCCCCCUCGCAUCUAAAGCUGCCUGAUAAAGCUAGCCAGUUGAUAGUAAAACUAGGAUGAAUCUCAGAGGCCAGCUAGCUAACGCAAUAGCAUCUGUCAAUGCAAUGGCUGGUCUGGAGUUUGUCUGAAACGUACCAUUAUAUUUCACAUGAUAAGCAAACUACUGCCAUGCCUUUUUUACCUACAAGUAGAUUGUUCUGGUUUUCUUACCUCAUCCUCUCUUGCUCAUGUGGGUAUCUACUUCCUGAGAUUUGAUUGAUGGAACAAUCCAGCCAAUGGUUAGGCAGCUGUGGUUUUGGCAGAGGGAACGGAUUGGUCAGGAGUAAAAGGUCCUGCCCCCAGAGCCGCUCAAAUCGAAUUUUUACUUGCGAAUCUCUACAAAUUUACAAAACUUUCUACAAGUUUACAAAUCUCUUGGUAACAUGACAACAGUGUACUUUUUUAUUCACAGCAGAAUAUUCAUACUCGUAAAUUCUCAAAAUAAAUUAUGCUUGCAAAUCUUAUUGAAUGUAUUCAAAUGUCAAGUUACAAGUUUGCGACCUUUGUUAAAUCUUUCACACAUCAUGAUACAAACUUGCGAAAUUAAAUUACACAUUUGCAAAUCGUACUUGUAACCACAAAUCUCAAUGUGCGACCACAAAAUUCAAACUCAUCGUUUUGUCAUCAUUAUAAUCCCAUAGUCAGAUGGCAGUGUGACAUCCGAAGCUUCAAGCGUCAUCAUCAUGUGGUAUUUAAGCAAUAAGGCAGGAGGGGGGGUGUGGUAUAUGGCCAAUAUACCACGGCUAAGGGCUGUUCUUAACCACAAUGCAACGCAGAGAGCCUGGAUACAGCUCUUAGCCGUGGUAUAUUCCAAAUCAAAUCAAAUCAAAUUUUAUUGGUCACAUGCGCCGAAUACAACAGGUGCAGACAUUACAGUGAAAUGCUUACUUACAGCCCUUAACCAACAGUGCAUUUAUUUUAAACAAAAAAAGUAAGAAUAAAACAACAACAAAAAAAGUGUUGAGAAAAAAAGAGCAGAAGUAAAAUAAAGUGACAGUAGGGAGGCUAUAUAUACAGUAAAAUAAAGUGACAGUAGGGAGGCUAUAUAUACAGGGGGGUACCGUUGCAGAGUCAAUGUGCGGGGGCACCGGCUAGUUGAGGUAGUUGAGGUAAUAUGUACAUGUGGGUAGAGUUAAAGUGACUAUGCAUAAAUACUUAACAGAGUAGCAGCAGCGUAAAAAGGAUGGGGUGGGGGGGCAGUGCAAAUAGUCCGGGUAGCCAUAUUGGCCAUUUCCACAAACCCCCGAGGUGCCUUAUUGUUAUUAUAAACUGAUUACCAACGGAAUUAGAACAGUAAAAAUAAAUGUUUUGUCAUACCUGUGAUAUUUACAUUUACAUUUUUACAUUUUAGUCAUUUAGCAGACGCUCUUAACCAGAGCGACUUACAGGAGCAAUUAGGGUUAAGUGCCUUGCUCAAGGGCACAUUAACGUCAUUUAGCAGACGCUCUUAGCCAGGCGGACUCACAAAUUGGUGCGUUCACCCUAGAGCCAGUGGGAUAACCACUUUACAAUUUGGGGGGGGGGGGGGGGGGGGGUUAGAAGGAAUACUUUACCUAUCCCAGGGUAUUCCUUAAAGAGGUGGGGUUUCAAAUGUCUCCGGAAGGUGGUGAGUGACUCCUUCCGGUCUGAUAUACCACGGCUGUCAGCCAAUCAGUAUUCAGGACUCGAACCACCCAGUUUAUAAUGUUAGUUUGAUACAAGCGUCGAUACGUUGUGUGGAAUCAGUAGUGUUUAAAAAAAACUGCAUCAGAGCUCCCUUCUCAAUCGUCCCAUGACUACCUACAGUAGAGCAGAAAAAUACUUUGGUCUGGGGACCCGGAUGAACAAUACUACUAGCUAGAACUACAGCUAACUAGUCUCGGCUCCCAAGCUUCGCCGACGUUGUUUUACGUGAAGGUAAAAGCCUGUGCCGUGGGGCAGAGGCUAGCUACUACUAGCUAAUACAACUAGCUACUCGUUACCUCCUCCUCCGCCUCUGUUGGACUGUUGAGGGGGACGGCUGUUGUAAUCUCCACCGCCGCCGCCGCCUUUUGGGUGCUCAUUCCAACACUUGUCGCCAUAUCGACACCGGCCUUGCAUCCAAAAGUUGCACACCGUCAUAAUGUGGCAGAAUUUAUAGUUUUCGGUGCGGUGAAUUAAACGAAAUCCUCUCGUUUCCCACUAUACUUUUCAACACCACAUUGUUUUCGUUCAGAUUACGCCAUUUUGAAAAUGUCGCAGGGCUAUGACGUCAGUUUUAAUGCGGGUUUAAUGCAACAGGGCGCCCAUGUGUUUGGUUUUGGUACUGCAGCCAGGAAAGUAACUCAAUCAACAUAAUCAUCAGCCCCUGUAGAAAAUAGUACAGCAAAUAAUUAUUUACCGGCAAUUAAAUAAUUAUAUUACCAAAGACAAUACAAUUUAUAGUAUUAUUGUGUGUGUGUGUGAGUGUGUGUGUCUGUCUACGUGUGUGUCUCGUGUGUGUAUGUGAGUGAGAGUCACAUGGAUGUGGGUGCUCAAAUACUGUAAAUAUAUAGCCUAUGUAUAGAGCAUCAAAAUUGUCGGCCUUGAUAGUACAGUUGCUAUGUAAACUAUGUUAUUUUGAAUUUAUUGUUGAAAGUAUUGCAAGACAGAGAGACAGAGAGAAGGAGGCAGUGAAAGAGAGAUAGGAGGAGGUGGAAGGGGAGUGAAAGAGAGAGGAGGAGGGAGGGACACAGAAUGAGUAUCCGUGGGAUUCCUCUUUGCCAACUCCACAUUUCAGAGCGUUUCACCUGUGGCAGAAUCUUUAAGGGCUUUGCCAUGACAACACACAACCUGUUGAGGUGCAUUUCAGGUGAAUUUUACCUGGAGGGCCAAGCAGUGUUCACACAGUGCUACAGUCACACUGACACACACACACUGUACAGUAUCGCAAAUCGCAGGUCACCAAUCACAUGCACCUGUACACACACACCACCAAUACACUGAAACUGUAAGUCCCUUUCCCAAUAUUGUAUAAGAGACACUCCACCCUAAUAUUCCUGAAAAUAGUAUUUGUUUUGAUUAUUGUUGACAUCAAGCCCAUGCUAAUGUGAUUCUGUCUGCCUGAUUGUCUGACUGACUGCAUGAUUGUUUGACUGUCUACCUGUCUGUCUGUCUGUCUGUCUGCCUGUCUGUCUACCUGUCUGCCUGUCUGUCUACCUGUCUGUCUGUCUGUCUGUCUACCUGUCUGUCUGUCUGUCUGUCUGCGUCUGUCUGUCUACCUGUCUGCCUGUCUGUCUACCUGCUGUCUGUCUGUCUGUCUGCCUGUCUGUCUACCUGUCUGCCUGUCUGUCUACCCUGUCUGUCUGUCUGUCUGUCUACCUGUCUGUCUGGUCUGCCUGUCUGUCUACCUGUCUGCCUGUCUGUUCCUGUCUGUCUGGUCUGUCUGUCUACCUGUCUGUCUCUGUCUGCCUGUCUGUCUACCUGUCUGUCUGUCGUUGCUGUUGUCUGCUGUCUGUCUGUCUGUCUGUCUGUCUGCCUGUCUGUCUACCUGUCUGUCUGUCUGCCUGUCUGCUCUGUCUGUCCUGCUGUAGUACUGCUGUUGUACUUGAGCCGGGAACUGUCUGCCGAUGACAUAAUACGUGGGCUGUCAUUUGUUUUUGAUCUAAUGUUCCUAGAUAUGUCUAGCUGACUCUACUCUCCUUCCUCUCGUCUCUCUCUCGUCUCUCUCUCUCUUCUGGCUCUUCGUCUCUCUCUACUCACUCUCUCUAUUCUCUCCUAUCUCUAACUCUCUAUCUCUCUUCUAUCUAUCGCAUCUAUCAUACUCUCUCUCUCUAUCUAGGGCUCUCUCUCUCUACUCUCCCUAUCAUCUCCUCUCUCUCUCUCUCUCUCUCUCUCUCUCUCUCAUGUCCACUGAAAAAGGUCAGGCCUUGUCUGGAAUAAAGUGGAGUGCUGUUAGUUGGAUGGUCAGUCCUUAUCUGGAAUAACGUGGAGUACUGUUAGUUGGAUGGUCAGUCCUUAUCUGGAAUACAGUGGAGUGCUGUUAGUUGGAUGGUUAUUCCUUGUCUGAAAUUCAGUGGAGUGCUGUUAGUUAGAUGGUUAUUCCUUGUCUGAAAUAUGGUGGAGUGCUGUUAGUUGGAUGGUCAGUCCUUAUCUGGAAUAAAGUGGAGUGCUGUUAGUUGGAUGGUUAUUCCUUGUCAGAAAUACGGUGGAGUGCUGUUAGUUGGAUGGUCUUGUCUGAAAUAUGGUGGAGUGCUGUUAGUUGGAUGGUUAUUCCUAGUCAGAAAUACAGUGGAGUGCUGUUAGUUGGAUGGUUAUUCCUUGUCUGAAAUACAGUCCUUGUCUGAGUGCUGUUCAUUGGAUAUAACAAAAAGCAGCAGGCCCAACUGGACAAGGUGCAGAGGAGGGCCCUGAGGAUAAUCUCCAGAGGUGUAGCGGUCCAUCCACAGCUGGCUGCAGUGCUCAACAAGGCUCCCAAGAAACAGUAUCACUGCCCGUAUGAGCACCACUCUGCCCUGCUGUCAGACUGUAUCGUCCUGUAUCACUGCCCGUAUGAGCACCACUCUGCCGUGAUGUCAGACUGUAUCGUCCUGUAUCACUGCCCGUAUGAGCACCACUCUGCCCUGCUGUCAGACUGUAUCUUCCUGUAUCACUCCCCGUAUGAGCACCACUCUGCCCUGCUGUCAGACUGUAUCGUCCUGUAUCACUGCCCGUAUGAGCACCACUCUGCCCUGCUGUCAGACUGUAUCGUCCUGUAUCACUGCCCGUUGAGCCCACUCUGCAUGCUGUCAGACUGUUCAUCCUGUAUCACGGCCGUAGGAGCACCCUCUGCCCUGCUGUCAGAACUGUUAUCGUCCUGUAUCACUGCCCGUAUGAGCACCACUCUGCCCUGCUGUCAGACUGUAUCAUCCUGUAUCACUGCCCAAUAUAUCCUCCAACACCGGCUUCGAGGGCAUUAUCACCAACAUAUUCAAAUAAUGAUUGACACAUUUUUGUAUUUUUAUGAAUUUAUUCAUACUAUUUAAUCCUCCCACGAGAUAUAGUCCCGACACGAAUUAAGGGUUGCUACCCAAGCCGGCUGGUCGUUUGUUCUAUCGGUUCGGUUGCCAGAGAAGCGACCCAGUCUUUUUGUUCUGUAUCUAUCAUUCUGCCCAUCCAAUCAGAGAUAUCAAUAACCUUAUACUGAACCUAUGAACUCUGCGUGCACCUAGUUAUUCUUCCUACAUUGCUUAUUUAAUAAUAAUAAUAUGUCAUUUAGCAGACGCCUUAAUCCAAAGCAAUUUACAGUCAUGCGUGCAUACAUUUUUUGUGUAUGGGGUGGUCCCGGGGAUCAAACCCACUACCUUGGCGUUACAAGCGCCGUGCUCUACCAGCUGAGCUACAGAGGACCAGCCUAUUAUGGUUUGGUACCCUGCACGAGUAUAAUCCAUAGGCUAGCUGUUGUUAUCCAACAGCUGUAGCAGUGUGUGUGUGUGUGUGUGUGUGUGUGUGUGUGUGUGUGUGUGUGUGUGUGUGUGUGUGUGUGUGUGUGUGUGUGUGUGUGUGUGUGCGUGUGGGAGACAGAGAUUAUAAAACUGUUAGAGAAACUUAAUCUAGAAACACUAAUGAAUGUACAGUAUGUGUCCAUGCUAAAGCAUCUGGAACCUAUAGGACAUCUACUUUGUGCAUGACACAAGUAAUUUUUCCAACAAUUGUUUAUAGACAAAUUAUUUCACUUAUAAUUGUAAACUGUAAGUCAUCUCAGCAGCACCCAGAGUGAUAUAUGUUAUUUAGCAGACAUUUUUAUCCAAAGCGACUUAUAGUCAUGUGUGCAUAAUAUAUAUAUAUAUAUAUUUUUACAUAUGGGUGGUCCCGGGAAUCAAACCCACUAUCAUCGCGUUGCAAGCACCAUGCUUUACCAACUGGACCAUUUUAAUGUUAAGGCUAUCAUGAGAGACUACCUUUUAAAACAGAGGCCGGAUUGUGUGUUUAGCUUACAUUGUUCCAGGUGCAUCGAGAGGAAAGUCAUACGUAUUGAGAGAAGAACCUCUGGCACACUGGCCUUCGUGUAUGCCCCAAAAUGUUAAGCUACCUUGAAAUCGUAUAACAUGCUUGUAUUCUACUCUACUCUUCUCAGCAGCAGCCCCCAAACUCCCAACUGACCAACAGCCACCAGCAUCACAACAACCACCAGCAUCACAAUAGCCACCAGCAUCACAACAGCCACCAGCAUCACAACAUCCACCAGCAUCACAACAACCACCAGCCUCACAACAGCCACCAGCAUCACAACAACCACCAGCGUCACAACAGCCACCAGCAUCACAACAACCACCAGCAUCACAACAGCCACCAGCAUCACAACAACCACCAGCAUCACAACAGCCACCAGCAUCACAACAGCCACAGGCAGAGCAGUCACAGGCACCAGUCAGUACAGACACCAGUCUCUUCAGCGACGAGACCUUCAGUGACUCCCAGUUUGAGUCGGUCUUCAACGAACAGACGUGUCGUAGGAGCAUCACAAUAGCCACCAGCAUCACAACAGCCACCAGCAUCACAACAGCCACCAGCAUCACAACAACCACCAGCAUCACAACAUCCACCAGCAUCACAACAACCACCAGCCUCACAACGACCACCAGCAUCACAACAGCCACCAGCAUCACAACAGCCACCAGCAUCACAACAGCCACCAGCAUCACAACAACCACCAGCAUCACAACAUCCACCAGCAUCACAGCAACCACCAGCCUCACAACAGCCACCAGCAUCACAACGACCACCAGCAUCACAACAGCCACCAGCAUCACAACAACCACCAGCAUCACAACAGCCACCAGCAUCACAACAGCCACAGGCAGAGCAGUCACAGGCACCAGUCAGUACAGACACCAGUCUCUUCAGCGACGAGACCUUCAGUGACUCCCAGUUUGAGUCGGUCUUCAACGAACAGACGUGUCGUAGGAACCUGAGGGUGUCUCGGUCAGGCCGGUUUAAGGAGAGGAAGACGGUGCGCUCCAGUCUUCCUACUGACGACACCACAAGACAAGGACAAGGCUGGGUCGCCGGGGAAAGAGGACGUGUGAUGAUGAGGAUGGUGAUGGUGAUGAAGAUGGUGGCCAGACACUGCUCUUACUUCUCAACUUUAUUUCAAGACAAUCUAACAUGGCCGUCCGUUCUGGGGAAAGAGGAAGGUUGA